AUGGGAGCAAAACGUCCUCCACGGCCAGUGCUACAAAUCAAGGGACCAGAGGCAGUGACUCAGCUUGCGCACAACAUGCAGGACAUUCUCUCUGUGUCUGAGCCAAUAACACCUUCAUCCUCUUCUUGCUCGCCGUGUUCCUCCCCUCCUCCUCCUGGAUCAGCUGUGCACGCCUUACAGUCCAAGGUUAAGGCCUUGUCUGAAAAGGAACCACAAGAGACCAAAUUGCUCCUCACACAAAAUAAAUGGGAGGAAGCCUCUACCUCUUCCUCAACGCAUGCCCCCGAGUUGAACGUUUCAGGUGGCAAGGAUGGAGAUGGAAUGUACCACGUCCGCAGGAGCGGUUUUGUGAAUGGCCCUUCUCCUCUUGGAGAGCCGAGAGCUCCGCUGGCAGCCGAGAGUGACAGAGACCAAGAUAACUUUUUCAUCAGUGCAGUCGGCCAGACUCGGGGUGUUGGAGAGGGAGCAAGCUUAGAGAGUCUUCUGACAGAUGACUCUGCAGGUUUGCAAGGGGACAGCCCCACAUCCAGGUCCACAUCCACAUCCUCCAGGACCUGGGCACCACCUAAGGGCUUCUGGCGAGUCGCCCGCCCAGAGACGCUCCUCUUUGACGGAGAACACGUUUCGGGGGACAUGUUACUGGUAGGGGGCGAGGGACCCCCGAGGAGGCCGAAGAUGAAAGCGACAGGUGUGGAGCUGCGCCGGAACCGCAGGGAGCUGCACCAUGCCGACAGCCUGGAGUGCCACCACCGGAGGCGCUUGCAACAGGAGGUGAGAGCAGGGGAAUGUGGUGAGGAGCUGUGGAGCACUGACAGAUUGGACGUCAGGAGUGCUACGGAGAGUCAGGGUACACCCACUCUGUCUGAGAGGACGGAGCGGAACCAGGGUGCUGUCAGACAGGUGCAGUCCCUCCGCAAACACCACACCAAAGGCCUGGAGGUGGCAGCGGCCGACGCAAACAUGCAGCAUUGUGCAGAAGAGGAUGCCAGACUUAUGGACAGUUCUGGCAUGUUUAGUGAUGGAGACAGUGAGCUGGUGUACACUGUGUCGCCAUACGAGUUCGAGCAGAUUUACAGAUGUAUAGUCACAGAUGACCUGCCCUUGAGCCCCCGCCAUGAACAAGCCAAACGUUUGCUUGAAAGAGCGAGGCUGAAAGCCCGAUGUCAGUUCUCCAAAUCCGAACAAUCAGCCCGCUCGUCUCCAGGAAAAGUACCGCCACGGCAGGGCCCAAAGUAUCUACCCUUGGCAUCUCCACCUCUCCAUAAAGCCCUCCUCGUUGCAGCUCAGGAGGAAAUAGCAAUUGCGCCCAUCAAAAUUGUGGACUCGCGAGGACGGGAGUGUGAGCGAGGUGCGCGCCCCCGUCGCGUCGGCCAGUCUCCCACGCGUGUCCGUUUCCAGGACGAGUCUGAGAAGGAGGCUGAACGACGCUAUCUGGAGCGCGUCCGGCUACGGGGACCUGUAGUCACGGAAAAGUCACACAACACCGCCACAACAUCGAAAUCCGACCACAACAGAGGCGUCUCCACGGCAACCAUCCGACAGGACGACCAAGGUGCAGGAAGUGUGGUGGGGAAAUGUGAGGCUUGCGGGUCUCUCCUGGGAAUUAUUAUAGCGAAGGACGCGCAUGGUAAACCUAAGCUCCUGAGCUCGACUGACAAUCAAGGGAAGUUUGGGACAAACUGGGUCUCUACUGGCCUGUUCGGUGAGCCUGAGAGCUACAGCACAGGCGAUGGGGACGCUGCAGCCGGGCAGGCCCUGGCAGACAAUAUGGCAAGCGACAAUACGGCAAGCGCAGGUGAGGAUGGCGGCGUGGACCAGCAGGUGUCUGGAUUUGGCAAGCUGAGGAGGAGGAGUCUGAAGGGCGAGAGACGUGACGACGCAGGACACGUCCUCGGCCCCUACGCCCGGAGCCAGGACCUCUGGGCGCAAAGGCGGAACUCGUACUCCAAGAUGCGGGCGAGCAUGGAGGAGGCCAGCCUCCUGUACGCCCAGAGGAUGCCCGCGCCUCCCCAGGGGGUGACCUUUGCAGUAGACCUACAGUCCCCUCUGGCACGCCCGGCAGGAGCAGCUGCAGCUACUCCUCCAGGUAUUCUGAAGGACACCUCCUCUCCUCAGCUGCCCCUCAAGUCGGCCUUGAAGAACUCCUCCAAAAACCAGCCCAGUGCACAACAACGGGUGGUGACCCUCGUGCCGUCUGUCCAGUAUCGGCUGGUCCACCUGGACCAGGAGAAGGAGGGGAAGCCCCACCACAUAGAGCUCUCUGCGGACGAGCAGCUCACAGUAACCGCAGUAACCUCCUCGCCUACUCUGACCCCCUGCAUCAAGCAGUCUUCUCUCAGGUACACUGCUGCUGCCAAGGCAACCACUGACCUCCUCACGCCAGGAUCAUGGGAUGCCUCUUCGGAGGCAGUGGCAGCUCAUUUGACCGUAGAAGACCCCAUGAGUGCCCCCGUGGAGAGCCGAGCUGCCCUGCGCGGGACCAAAGCUGACGACCUCAGGUCAGAACUCCUCAGGGCCGAACACCGCAAGGCAGAGGUCAUGUGGGACGACAUGCCAGAGAGCGCUCGGAGAGCCAUGAUGGACCAGGAGGGCAAAUCCAAGCUGUCUCUGCGGCGCUUCUUCUCUGCCAUGGGGCUCAACAGUAUGGGCAAGAUGGUGAAGGGGAACCGCUCCAGCAGCAUGGACCAGCUGUGCUCGCCGUCCGCCCGCCACGGAACCCCUGCCAUCAACCUGUCCGCCUCGCCCUCCCCAUCUCCCUCGCACCGCACCCAAACCCGGCUGCAGAGGACCCCUUCCCUGCAGUCCCUGCACACAGAGUCUCCUCUGGCCCAAUUGAGGAAAGUCUCCUCUGUGCAGAGUCUGCAGUCUCCCAAGAGGCUGAAAGAGCGCUCCACAAUACUAGGACCUGUGCCCUAUAAUCUGUCUCCAAGAGAAUUUGACCAAGACCCAUGCCUUGGGGACCCUGAGAUCCCCCGUAGUGGCCCCCAGGGACGUCUGGUGCAGGCGUACCCCGAUGGCACUCUGCUGAUAGAGCUGAGCCGCCCGGCUAAUGGGCCCUUUGGAUUCGUAAUCUCCAGGGGGAAAGGCCGCCCAGGCUCAGGUGUAUUUGUCGAGCAUGUGGGUGACAACUCUGCAGACAGCAUCUACACCGGCCUACUGGGUGUUGGCGACGAGAUUUUGGAGGUGAACGGGGAGAUGGUGGCUGGCCUGGCGCUGGACCAGGUGACUAGGCUCAUGACCCGCGACAGCACCGCUUCCAUCCGGGUCAUCCCUCACCGAUGGAUCCAGAGCUAAGCGGAGCCUAUACAGAGAUAGGAUAGCAAUGCUAUAGUUUGCAGAAGAAGAGGGUAAGAAUGAGUAUCCAAUAAUGUGUAA
This is a messenger RNA of Engraulis encrasicolus (European anchovy), 3375 nucleotides long. RefSeq lists its product as uncharacterized. NCBI's taxonomy places the organism in Eukaryota, Metazoa, Chordata, Actinopteri, Clupeiformes, Engraulidae. Gene Ontology annotation, cellular component: nucleus; apical plasma membrane; cell cortex. The transcript is spliced from 10 exons. The record is from RefSeq and is a predicted model, not a curated record. The coding region runs from base 1 to 3294 and encodes 1097 amino acids. Gene Ontology annotation, biological process: establishment or maintenance of cell polarity; regulation of cellular localization; centrosome cycle. Gene Ontology annotation, molecular function: protein binding.